AUGACCGAACCUUCAUUCUUUUUGCACUCCUCUGUCCAAGUGCUUUGGGCAGAUGCUUCAAAAAGCAAAGAGAAGUCUUCUGGAGCACAGGAUGGCCAUGUUGUCCAGCUGAAGAACACUUGCAACUGGAAGCAGGGCAACAGGGGUGGCCAAACUCCCCUCUAUCCUCCUAUGUUUUCAUCUUCUAAGAAGAACCAGAACCCAGCCUCAAUUAAGAUGUUGGAGCUAAAGAACUUCUCAACUACUGAACGAGCUAUUACUCUAAACUUUGGUGCUGCAGCAUCACAGAUGGCUUAUCUAACUCAUUGUUCAGUACAGUUUUACAAGAAGGAACAAUGGGAGACAUUGGAAAGGAAGUUUCAUGUCGCAUUUGGGAUUGAGUUUCCAGACUAUACACAGAUAAGUGGUGCUGGACCAUCAUCAUAUGCAGCUGGACAGUCCAACAUAAUACCUGAUGCCAGUACCAAAGAUGCUGAUGUGACUAUGGAAUGGAGUUCAAUGGCUCAGAUCCCCACCCCUCCUUCGACUCAGGUCAAUCUUCCUACUGCCAAUGCCCUGAAUGUUUCAUUUGACAACCUAUUGUUUGGUGACCCUUGGAGUUUUAGUUCCCAUAAUCUCAACUUUUAA
Messenger RNA from Laccaria bicolor S238N-H82, 627 nucleotides. RefSeq lists its product as uncharacterized. Lineage: Eukaryota; Fungi; Basidiomycota; Agaricomycetes; Agaricales; Hydnangiaceae. Bases 1 to 627 code for a protein of 208 amino acids. The transcript is spliced from 5 exons. The record is from RefSeq and is a predicted model, not a curated record.